Messenger RNA from Mycena citricolor, 4660 nucleotides. The record is from the annotation of a GenBank genome assembly. Lineage: Eukaryota; Fungi; Basidiomycota; Agaricomycetes; Agaricales; Mycenaceae.
CCUAUCCACCGUGGGACACAUUCGCCGAUGGCACGCUCGAACGCCUCCCUUGACGUGGUUCCUGGGAAGGGUCCUUGAAGUGAGCCCCUGGCUGGGCUGCGAAAACGUUGGGCCCCUUGUGCGCGUGUUCGAGAUCUGGUGGACGACAAAACUCGUGACUGAAACAGUGAGAUUACGCGUUCUGAACCCGUUAGAUGAUAUCCUGGCAGUCUCGGUCCAUGUAUGGCACACUUUCUUUGGGCAUGGCAACGAGCCGAUGUAGUCUCAGCACGCUCUGGAGACUCCAUCAAGUUCAAUCGGACCAGCUAGGCUACAAUGAAGAGCUCCACGAAGACAUGCGGGGCUAUUCUGUGCUGCGCAGAGCUCGUUCAACUCGUUUCGAGAAUGAUACGCCGCCCUGGGUUGGAUCUCUCGACCAAAGCAUUACCAUCUCCACUUCAGAAAGCAGCCUGCAACAGUUCCGACGAUGAUAUGCCGCCUGCGUUAUGUUUUUCUUCCACGUGUUCGAGAAAAGUGACCGUGGCAUUGAGAGGUCAGCCGGACGAUCAUAGUUGGCGGCCAGAGGAUACGCACGGCUCUUCCAAAUCAGCCGCCUCACCUUUUUCUCGCGCCACGAGAAAGAUUCAUUCAAGCCAGCCGGGACUGACGACAAUCAGCGACAAACGACACAGCGUGCUGAACUGCCGAUGGGUUCCCGGCAUACUUGUUCAUCACCCGUUGCACAUACUUGAUUGAUCACUUGGGCGAAAACGGUGAAUGGCUAGCAGCCCUUGGAUUCUUUAGAUAAUUACUGACCGGCGGAGCGUCUCAGAGUGCCGCACAAGAUUCUGAAUUUUCUGUGAGCAUUUCGGAGGCGCUCUGAUAUAUACCCCACGACAAAGGACGGUCCCCGUCGUAGUUGGAAUGUCUCGUCACCAGUUGAUGGCUCAUGAUGGGUAGGUAAGAUCUGACGAGGCUGUCCGAAAUUAGCGAUGCCCUCCCUGGACACGCGGGGGAGAGUGUUUCACAAAUUCACACACAGUAGAACCAUCUGCUGUGCGAGAUCCGUUCAAUCAAGAAAAUGCAGACAUUGAUCGCUCGAGCGCCGUCUGCAGCAAUAGAAACGGCCAGUCACCGCCGACAAAGCACCGGCUGCUGUCGGGAGCAUAAUACUCACCGAUCAUCAGUACAGGCUGCAGCGUCGAGCUUGACUGCUGCUAGAGCACAAAAUACGAAUCCAAAGCAACAGAUUCCAGGAGAUGGUCGAAAUCACACCGAGGUGCCAGUCCCCGUGCCUACCUGCAAAGCAGCCCUAAAGGAAGAGCGCGGGAAUCGGUCGGACCUUCAGAAUUUGUUCAGAAUGGACUAACGCCUCGACAAAUGUAGUGGACCUGACGUCAGGACAUUUACGGCGCGGCCCGAAGAACCCAGCUCGCCCCCCGCAGUAGUCCCAGAAUACACACCGUCCCCACCCUCGUCCAUGUCGAACAAACAAUCUGAUUCGUACGGGACAGAUGCGGUGGGGACGUGGUCCUGCUUGAUAAGAAGCGAGCGGGAUUCUUCGGCACUUUGAGCCGGGGGAUGCGAUCGCCUGCCAUCGUAGCAGUCUGGGCUCGAGUGCGCUCCGGCGGGACGCCCGAGGCUGUGGGGAAAUGCGACGGGUCCAAGCAAAGGUAGCUGGUUGUUGUAGUUACCGCUCGCCGGGGCCGGUGGGGACUGCUGUUCCUGUGCUCUCACGAGCUGAACUUCAUCGCUGACACACCUCUUUAAGAGCUAUUUCGCCGAACUCUGCGAACGGCCGGUCGCAGACAGAAGGGAGAAACCUGAAAGCCGACCACACGGCGCGCAAGGCGCCUGCUUAUCGCAUAUGAGCUUGAGCCUCAAGAGACUAUGAGCAUACAUUCUCCACAGUUCCACUUGGCGGAAACCAGUCAGCGAAGGGGAACCUAGACAAACACGGGGAACACAAUCGAGUGUAUGUAUUUCGGGGAUCCGAUCCUCAAGCUUCGGGGUGUGUUGGAUCUGGAACCCCUCACGGCGUCUGUCCGGCGCGCGAGCAGACGGGACCCAACAGAGAAGAGAGCUCGCGGGGUUUUCACAAGCAGCUGGAGUUGUCGGAGAAUUGCACCCGUGCGGGGUUCAGGCACAGGGCCCGGUUGUCCGUUGGAAUAAGCAUAGCGCAGCCCUCUGAUCGCCGUUGGCCAAGCGGUCUCGAGCCCAACAGCACAGCGCAGCAACCCCAACAUAGGCACGCCGGCGCCCCGGACCGGCGCCCGGAGGAGACUCGCAUGAAUGUUCCAAGCCCGACAGUUCUGCCAGAGGUUCGCUCUGCAGCCGGGUGUGAGCGGCAUGUGUCUGAGAAUCAUUCGAGCAGUCACAAUGACUUGUAGACAUCGUCCCUGAUCCGGUGCGAUGUUUCAUUCAUUCAUUCAUGUAUCAGCCAGAACAGCCCAAAGCAAAUCGGCGCGGUAACCUUCGUCUGCUGUGCCUCGGCCAACGAACCACUCGGUUAGAGAGAGAAAAAACAAAGUGGUAUGAUGUGUCAUUACAUUUUGUUUUGUCGGCUUCGCCAUGGGCCAUGUCAACAGUGAGGUCUUGGCCCAUAAAUAUAUGAAUUCUCGUCGUUAAAUGGCCUGAUCUGAUCUCAAGGAGACUCGAACCACGUGUCGGCCCGGCUUACUCAUGGUGAUUUGUGGGCGACCGCGGAAUCUGAUCACAGCGAUCAGCCGAGGGUCAAAAACACACGCAGUGACGCCAACCAGCCCCACGCUCCCUCCUCCUCCCUCCCCCAUCCUUCUUGCCCUGAGUAUACCCAUGCCCGGCAGCAACGACGGCGCGACGCUGGUGGAAGCAGAGAAGCCGCACCUCGCGGCCGAGCCUCCGAUGCCGAAACACGAGCUUGACGAGCCCUCGAGUCCGGAGAACGAGAUCGCGGCGGCGGCAGAGCAUCCCGAGGGCCUGAAGCUCGCGCUCAUCACGCUCGCGCUGUGUCUAGCGAUCUUCCUCGUCGCCCUGGACAACACUAUCAUCGCGACGGCCAUUCCCAAGAUCACGGACGACUUCAAUUCAUUGGCCGAUGUCGGUUGGUACGGUUCCGCAUAUCUCUUGACGACGGCCGCGACGCAGCUGCUGUUUGGCAAGUUCUACACGUUCCUUCCCAUCAAAUGGGUCUUCGUCGCCGCGAUCGUCGUGUUCGAGGUCGGGAGCGCGAUCUGCGGCGGGGCGCCCAACUCGACGGCGUUGAUCAUCGGCCGUGCGAUCGCGGGUCUGGGGUCGGCGGGCAUCUUCAGCGGGGGCAUGAUUAUCAUCGCGCACUCCGUGCCGCUCGAGAAACGGCCGAUGUAUUCGGGGCUGAUUGGGGGCAUGUACGGGAUUGCGAGCGUUGCGGGGCCCCUCAUGGGCGGCGUGUUUACGGACAAGGUUUCUUGGCGAUGGUGCUUCUACAUUAACUUGCCCAUCGGCGGCGUCUGCUUGCUCUUCCUCCUCGUCUUCCUGCACAUCCCCCGAAAACCCGAACCCGCCCACGCCCAGCUGUCGCUGCUGCAGAAGAUCAACCACUUUGAUCCGUUCGGGACGCUGCUGUUCAUGCCUGCGAUCGUGUGUCUGCUGCUCGCGCUGCAGUGGGGAGGGUCGAAGUAUCCGUGGGGCAACGGACGCAUCAUCGCGCUGUUUGUCCUGUUUGGGCUGCUGAUCAUCACGUUUAUCUUCAUCCAAAUCCGGAAGCAGGAGAUGGCGACGGUCCCGCCGCGGAUCAUCAAAAUGCGCAGUAUCGGGUUCAGCUCGUUCUUCGCGUUCUCGCUCAAUUCGUCGUUCUUCAUCAUACAGUUUUACCUCCCCAUCUGGUUCCAAGCCAUCAAGGGUGUUUCCCCUGUUAAAUCCGGCAUAGACAACAUCCCGCUCGUGCUUUCCCUGAUUCUCGCAUCGAUCGUCGUCGGUGGGCUCGUGUCCAAGAUCGGGUACUACACGCCAUUCAUGCUCGCGGCGUCGGUCGUGACCGCCAUCGCCGCCGGCCUGAUCUCGACGUUCACGACCACGACCGGGCACGCGGAGUGGAUCGGGUACCAGGUCCUGUUCGGCUUCGGGCAGGGCUUCGGCGCGCAGCAGCCGCUGAUCGCCGCGCAGACGGUGCUCGAUCUGAAGGACGUGCCGAUCGGGACGAGCAUCAUCCUGUUCCUGCAGACGAUCGGCGGCGCGCUGUUCGUGUCCGUCGGGCAGAACAUCUUCACGAACACGCUCAUCAAGAACAUCGCGCGCAACGUCCCCGCGAUCGACCCCGCGAGCGUCCUCGCCGCGGGCGCGACGAACCUCAAGGGCGUGGUCCCCGCGGAGUCGCUCGGCGCGGUGCUCGUGCAGUACAACGGCGCGAUUAUGACGACGUUCCGCGUUUCGAUUGCGAUGAGCUCGCUGUCGCUCAUCGGGGCGCUUGGCACGGAGUGGAGGAGCGUCAAGGGGAAGCACAUAGAGAUGGGCGCCGGGGCGGCAUAGAUCGGCUAGCUAUUUACCUACUUUAUAUCCCUUGUUUAUGUCUGGGUUGGUUUCCAGUGUCUUGACGGAUUCUUGUGUGUUAGAUUAACUUGUGAGGGACUGUGCGCUGCCUAGUUACAAGACCUGGCUUGGAGCAAACAUAGGUUCUUCAGCUGCUGUAGACCAGCUAAUGUAUUCUGCUGAUAUAAACAGUAUC